GCGGUCCCACAGCAUCCUCUGGCCGACGUCUUGAAGGCUCCGACUUGGGCGGACGGAGCCUCGUGCGCAGGCGCGGAGUUAGACCUCGCCGUAGCCCCCAUCGCCUCGGGGACUCUUCAUCCACAGUGGGUCCGCUGGCCCAUAGGGGCGCUUUCCCUUCUCUACCCUCCCGGGCUCCCCGCGCGCCCUACGCGCCCCAAUGGCGGAGCUGCGGCCUAGCGUCGCCCCCGGCCCCGCCGCGCCCCCGGCCUCUGGCCCUAGUGCCCCCCCGGCCUUUGCUUCACUCUUUCCCCCGGGACUCCACGCCAUCUACGGAGAGUGCCGCCGCCUCUACCCUGACCAGCCGAACCCGCUCCAGGUUACCGCUAUCGUCAAGUACUGGUUGGGUGGUCCAGACCCCUUGGAUUAUGUAAGCAUGUACAGGAAUAUGGGGAGUCCUUCUGCCAACAUCCCUGAGCAUUGGCACUACAUCAGCUUUGGCCUGAGUGAUCUCUACGGUGACAACAGAGUCCACGAGUUUACAGGAACAGACGGACCAAGUGGAUUUGGCUUUGAAUUGACAUUUCGUCUGAAGAGAGAAACUGGGGAGUCUGCCCCACCAACGUGGCCAGCAGAGCUGAUGCAGGGCCUAGCCCGAUAUGUCUUCCAGUCAGAGAAUACCUUCUGUAGUGGGGACCACGUGUCUUGGCACAGCCCUUUGGAUAACAGUGAGUCAAGAAUUCAGCACAUGCUGCUGACGGAGGACCCACAGAUGCAGCCUGUGCGGACACCCUUUGGGGUAGUUACUUUCCUCCAGAUUGUUGGUGUCUGCACUGAGGAGUUACACUCAGCCCAGCAGUGGAAUGGGCAGGGCAUCCUGGAGCUGCUGCGGACAGUGCCCAUUGCUGGCGGUCCCUGGCUGAUAACUGACAUGCGGAGGGGAGAAACCAUAUUCGAGAUCGAUCCACAUCUGCAACAGGAGAGAGUUGACAAAGGCAUCGAGACAGACGGUUCUAACCUGAGCGGUGUCAGUGCCAAGUGUGCCUGGGAUGACCUCAGCCGGCCUCCGGAGGACGAUGAGGAUAGCCGGAGCAUCUGCCUCGGCACGCAGCCUCGGAGGCUGUCUGGCAAAGACACAGAGCAGAUCCGGGAGACCCUGAGGCGAGGACUGGAGAUUAACAGCAAACCUGUCCUUCCACCAAUCAAUUCUCAGAGACAGAAUGGCCUCACCUACGACCGAGCCCCGAGCCGUAAGGACAGCUUGGGCAGUGACAUCUCCACGGCUGUUAUCCCCCACGAGCUGAUCCGCACACGACAGCUUGAAAGCGUGCAUCUGAAAUUUAACCAGGAAUCGGGAGCCCUCAUCCCCCUCUGCCUAAGGGGCAGACUCCUGCAUGGCCGGCACUUCACCUACAAGAGUAUCACAGGUGACAUGGCCAUCACGUUUGUGUCCACCGGAGUGGAAGGCGCCUUUGCCACUGAAGAACAUCCUUAUGCAGCGCACGGACCCUGGUUACAAAUUCUCUUGACAGAAGAGUUUGUAGAGAAAAUGUUGGAGGACUUAGAAGAUCUAACUUCUCCAGAGGAAUUUAAACUUCCCAAAGAGUACAGUUGGCCUGAAAAGAAGCUCAAAGUGUCCAUCCUCCCCGACGUGGUGUUCGACAGUCCACUGCACUAGCCUGAGCUAGGCCCUGCAGGGGCCAAGAGGAGCCCAGCUGCUCCUAGUGACUUCCAGUGUGGCAGCUUGUAAAGGAGACACCCAUGAAUAAAAGGGCAAAUGUGAGGGAUGACUGCAAAGUACCACACCCAUCACAGGCCCCGCCCACCUCGGGCUCAGCAGCCUCACUCCUAGCAACCAAGCCCAUGUGACCAGGCCCCUGUCCUACGUGCCAGUGAGUGAGUAAAGGUGCACCUGCAGACCCUCCCCACACACCCGCUGAUGCCACAGGUUUCACUGAUGCACUCCUGGGAUAAGACAUCAUGCAGCCUGGUGUGCAGAGCACACAUGAGGACGCUGCCUGAUCAGCCCCAGCGAGCCUCUCAGGCUGCUCCACCCUGCGGAACCGUUGCUUUUUCUUUCCUGAGAGUGUUGUGGAAACCGGAUGGUGUUUUUAUCGCUCAGCAAAGAUGGUUCAGAAGCCAUGAAGCCAUGUAUAUAGUGGUUUUUAAACAGGACUUAUUUCUAGAUGAA
Rattus rattus (black rat) is the source of this 2170-nucleotide messenger RNA. RefSeq names its product SUFU negative regulator of hedgehog signaling (gene Sufu). Gene Ontology annotation, cellular component: nucleus; cytoplasm. The record is from RefSeq and is a predicted model, not a curated record. Gene Ontology annotation, molecular function: transcription factor binding. Lineage: Eukaryota; Metazoa; Chordata; Mammalia; Rodentia; Muridae. The transcript is spliced from 12 exons. Bases 200 to 1657 code for a protein of 485 amino acids.